GAUUACUGACAAAUAAGAGACUUUAUAAAUUCAAGAAUUGACAUUUGGUUUCUGAGUUCUAGACCAUAAAUAUGGGUGUUACUAUUGAAGUUUAUCGCGCCAGGAUUGGUUCACAUCACAAUUUUACAGAUUGUCGCAACAGUCUGUGUCGUCUUAAAGAUUUGCCAACUACCACAUGCUCUGUUCAACUGAUGGGAGUUGAGAAUGUGAGUCCUUACUCAUCUUGCUUUAAAUGCAAAAAGAAAAUUGACAAUGGAAACAUCCUGUCAAACUCAACAAAGGUAAGAUGCCCAAACCCAAAAUGCUCCAUGUUGCAAAAGAAAUCAGCAUGUGUACAACACUGGUAUGCCCAGGCACUGGUUGAGGAGGUUUCAACGAAGAAAAAGGUUUCUCUCAUGUUCUUUGAUGAUGCAAUAAUGCAAGCAGUUUUUCUUGCCACUAGUCAAUAUGAUAUGGACAAGAAAGAUCUUAACAAAGAUUUCAUUGAGGAUAAACUACUUGAUCUGCCAGAUCAUUUUACAGUAACAUAUAACAAAGAGUCCAAAAUUGUUUCAAAUGUCUCGCAUUAACAACUUUUAAGGACAUAUCUGAACAAUCUAUGUAUGUAUGAUCUAUGUAUCUGAACAAUAUUUUAAAGAUUUUUGUUCAGUUGAAAUGCACGUUUGUUUUAAAGUUUUGUUUCAU
This is a messenger RNA of Dendronephthya gigantea, 684 nucleotides long. RefSeq lists its product as uncharacterized. NCBI's taxonomy places the organism in Eukaryota, Metazoa, Cnidaria, Anthozoa, Malacalcyonacea, Nephtheidae. Bases 72 to 569 code for a protein of 165 amino acids. The transcript has 2 exons. The record is from RefSeq and is a predicted model, not a curated record.